This is a messenger RNA of Liolophura sinensis, 6448 nucleotides long. Its product is annotated as receptor-type guanylate cyclase Gyc76C-like. Lineage: Eukaryota; Metazoa; Mollusca; Polyplacophora; Chitonida; Chitonidae. The transcript is spliced from 23 exons. Gene Ontology annotation, molecular function: peptide receptor activity; protein kinase activity; guanylate cyclase activity. Gene Ontology annotation, cellular component: plasma membrane. Gene Ontology annotation, biological process: cGMP biosynthetic process; intracellular signal transduction; protein phosphorylation. The coding region runs from base 661 to 4392 and encodes 1243 amino acids. The record is from RefSeq and is a predicted model, not a curated record.
UAUCAGUCCAUUUGUCUCUUGGCAGACAAUCAGAUAAACUAAAAGCAUCUCUGCCAAUUGAUGGUUUUUCGCAUGGAGGAGAUUCAGUGCUCGAGGGAAAGUCGCUGCUAGGUCUGCAUUAUCUCAUUAUGACGGAGCGGAAAAGGUCGACCACGCUGGGUGAAGCGGGUAAACGGCACUGGGUAUCUGUAUCCUACAGGUUUUCCUCCAGGAGAACCUGCGGCAUCCCUUAUUUCCUCGUUUAAAACAUUCCGUUAAAGCUCAGGGACAGUUGGUUGGUCCUCUCCGCUCCACCCAGUCCGUUGCGGCAGCCUCUCGCUGGACUCGCUCUUCUCCACAACACAACUAGACAACACGGACCAAUCGUCGGCUCAUCACUGACUGGCCGAGCAGUGUGCCGCUCGCUACUUUCCCCAACAGCCGCCACCAAAAGUCUCCGCGACGAUGUCUUCGUCAAGUCGUGCUCUGUCCACGAGUCGCUGGAAAAUUGUGCCUACGUGAGUGAUUCUCCCUCAGAUCUGUUGGUAAGAAAUGGUCAGCGUGCCUGUUAAAAGUCCUCUCCAGCAUCAAUGAAGGCACUCGUGGAGAACAUGACCGCACGUGUGUCUUUUCAUCACUUAACAAAUAGUGGUGCCAACAUGGGAUUUACUCUGGUUAACCAUGGCAAUCUAUAGCUGUCUGUUUUUUGUGUACGUAAUCGUGUUCGUUGUUUCCAUUUUGGGCGCCACCGGAAGAACAAUAAAAUUGGGCUAUUUGAUGGCCGAUCGGUCAAAGGUGUACGUUCGGGAGAAGCAGGGUCGGGUGAUAUCCGGGGCGAUGACCUAUGCUAUCACUCAAAUCAACAACAACAGAAGUGUUUUACCGCAUCACAAAUUGGAAUUUAUCUGGAGUGAUACAAAUGCUGACAAACUGAUGAGUAUUCGUCGCUUGACGGAGCAGUGGGAGGACAAGGCUGUGGGGUUCUUUGGGCCUGAGGACACGUGUACUGUGGAGGCUCGUGUAGCCGCCGCAUGGAAUCUGCCUAUGAUAUCCUAUAAAUGCACCGAAUCCGACGUGUCGGACAAAACACUGUACCCAACGUUUGCUCGGACACUCCCCCCCUCCACACAAGUUACCAAAUCCAUCAUAGCCUUACUGAAACAUUUCAAGUGGCGGAAAUUUACUAUGGUGGUUGGUUCAUCGCACAAACAGAAAACGAUUGCCGAUCGCCUGGCAGAGCUCUGUGACAUGUAUGAUGUGCAGAUCAACGACCGGAAGGAGUACCCCGAGCCGCACAUCCCACUGACGAUGGCCAAUCCUUUUCCGCGAUUGGUCGAAGAAACCUACAUCCGCACGCGCGUGUAUGUGUUCUUGGGCGACGGUAAUGGGAUUGUGGACUUCAUGAGCAACCUCUAUGAUCGAGGCUUGGUGGACUCGGGAGAAUAUGUCGUUAUCUACAUUGACCAUGCGCCUUAUGAGGAGAGUCAACCACUGAAGUACUUCAGACGUACUCUGGAUCCACCGAAGGAGACUCGUAAUGUUUGGGCGGCCCGCUGUUUGCUAGUCAUCGCGCUUAGCCCUCCUUACAAUCCAAACUACGACAAGUUCCACGCCGAAGUAAACAGGUACAACGAACUGCCGCCAUUUGAGUUUCCAAAUCCAUUUAAAAAACCCAAACAGAUUACUGUCUACGCCGCCUACCUCUAUGAUGCCGUGUAUCUAUACGCCAGAGCUCUGGACGAGGUGCUGAGUGCUGGAGGAGAUGAAACAAAUGGUACUGCGAUCGUCAGUCAUAUCCGGGGAAGAAGUUACACCAGUAUCCAAGGUUUCCUAGUGCAUAUAGAUGAAAACGGCGAUGCGGAAGGAAAUUACACGGUGCUGUCACGGCAGCAAGGUCCUGACGGCAAUUACGCCAUGAGGCCCGUCGGCCAUUUCGAAAUCCAGGGAAAAGGUACACUUCCGCGAUUUGGGUUUUUCCGAUCAAAGACGAUAGACUGGGUGGAUGGAAUACCAUUGGACGAGCCGCAGUGUGGUUAUCAGGGAGAGAGGUGCAUCCCACCUCAAACGUAUGUGUUGGAGAUCGUAUGCGGUGUGUUGGGAGGGAUAGUUCUCAUCACCGGUAUAGUAGUCCUCAUCAUUUAUCGGAACUGGCGUAAUGAACAGGAAAUAGCUGGUUUAUUGUGGAAGAUAGAUGUGGAAUGUCUCCACGGGACAGACAGGACCUCUUCACCACACCGUGACCUCUCGGGCAGCAGGAUGACACUUUGCAGCAACAUGUCCGCCGAGUCCAGAUUCUCCUAUACACAAGUCUAUGUCCGCACAGGCUCAUACAAAGGGCAAAUUGUUGCUCUUAAAAUGUUUGAAAAGAAGAAUUUAGACUUGACAAGACACAUGAAGAAGGAAAUGAAACUGAUGCGAGACCUCCGGCAUGACAAUGUGAACACGUUCAUUGGAGCUUGCAUUGACCCACCGUACUUCAUUAUCGUCACUGAUUACUGCCACAAAGGAAGCCUCCAGGACAUCUUAGAGAACGAGGAUAUGAAACUGGAGCCUAUGUUCAUAGCAUCGCUGGUUAAGGACGUCAUUCAGGGAAUGAUUUUCAUACACGACAGUGAACUUGGAUACCAUGGCAACUUGAAAAGUUCCAACUGCGUGGUAAACAGUCGCUGGGCUCUGCAGGUCACUGACUUCGGCUUGCUGGAUCUGCGUGGUGCUGCAUAUCGAAAAGAAGAUGAACACGCUUACUUCAGAAAUUUGUUCUGGAAGGCACCCGAGCUGUUGAGAACAGGCAGUAAAAAGGGCACCAAGGAAGGCGAUGUAUAUUCCUUUGGGAUAAUCCUCCAUGAGAUAUUCGGCCGGAUCGGUCCGUUUGGUAAUAGCCUCUUGGAACCUCGGGAGAUUAUCGAGAAAGUGAUGCAGAUAAAAGGAGAACCCUUUCGUCCCGAUAUCUCUGUGUUGAAUUGUGAAGACUACAUCGUGGUCUGCAUGAAAAGAUGCUGGGAUGAAAACCCUUCCCUCAGGCCAGAUUUCCACGAGGUCUGGAACUCCCUGAAACCUCUGCGCAAAGGAAUGAAGAGAAAUAUAGUGGAUAACAUGGUGGCCAUUAUGGAGAAAUACCAGAGCAAUCUGGAGGCGCUUGUGGACGAGCGAACGGGCCAGCUGAAUGAGGAAAAGAAGAAAACGGAGGCUUUGUUGUACAGAAUGUUACCCAAAUCUGUUGCCGAAAGGCUUAAGUGUGGCUUUCCGGUGACACCAGAGACAUUUGAGUCGGUGACUAUCUACUUUAGUGAUAUUUGUGGGUUUACCUCAUUGUCAGCCGGCAGCACGCCCAUGCAGGUGGUGGAUCUUCUGAAUGACCUGUACACGCUGUUUGACAGCAUUAUCAAGGAUUACGAUGUCUACAAAGUGGAGACGAUAGGCGAUGCCUACAUGGUAGUUAGCGGGCUUCCCAUUCCUAACGGUAACCUUCACGCGGGAGAGAUAGCCUCAAUGUCACUUAGCCUCCUAUCAGCCAUAAAGACCUUCAAGAUUCAUCAUCGUCCCGACGACACGCUUAAGCUGCGGAUUGGUAUCCACUCAGGCUCCUGUGUGGCCGGAGUGGUAGGACUAACCAUGCCACGUUACUGCCUAUUCGGAGACACCGUCAACACCGCCUCCAGGAUGGAAUCUAACGGCGAACCGUUGAAAAUCCACUGCAGCGGUGACUGCAAAGCGGUGCUGGACAAACUCGGAGGAUAUCAGUUAAAACCAAGAGGCCUGGUAGCCAUGAAGGGGAAGGGCGAGUUGCUGACCUACUGGUUGGAAGACGAAGACGUGGCAGUCCGCCAGAGCCGGAUAGCAGCACUGCUGAUCACGCGUUCUCCAGCGGUGGAGAAUAACACCGUACCGAAUGACCCAAAGCCAGAACUACAGCCAAAAUCAAGCCAUCAAAAAUUAUCCGGUAAAAAGGUGGUAAAAAAUGACUCUAUAAAACUUAAACGAGAGAAUAGUUACACACGUGAUGAGAGCCAGAGUUUUCAUUCUUGUCUCCGGGACAAUGAAAACAAUGUGGUGUCAAGCCCGCGGUCAUCUUCCCGGCCAGGGCCGACGCCGGACGUGCCUCCGGGAAAGACCUGCCUCUCUGUGGACAUCAAAUCGCACAGAAACCCAAUGUUUUUGCCUUCCCCAGAUGCAGACAAAUGUCAGGAGUUGGGCGCGGGCGCAAGUGUUCAUUCUACACCAGAAUGCCAUUCUGCGGAGGAAACAGACUCUUUACUGGCCACUGAAAUAUGGACCAAGAAAGAGCCAGUGAGCAGGCCAAAUUUCACAGUUCAGAACGGCUCCUGCGUGACAAUUAAGGAUAUAGAGCUAUGCACACUGUGUUUGGGUAACCGUUGUACCUGUCUACCUACAGAGCAGUUGACCAAUGUUUGACGGCAGGUUUUGACUCCUCCACAUGAGUUACCGUUGUUACCUGUGUCAGCUGAGUGUCAGCGUUGACCUUACCUUACGUAUCAGCAUUAAUCUUUGCAGACUGAUCUACAAUGGUUUUAAGGUCAUCAAAAUGAUUAGCUCUAGAAAAUGAAAACCAAAAUCUUGACGUGAGGCAGCCAUUACAUUGCAUACGUCCUGUAUGUUAAGUUUUUUAACAUCCUGCUUCAUAUUUUCAGGUUUUAUUGAUGAUGUUUUGGACAAAAUUGUUAUUUAAAGUGUCCGAUUAAGAUGUGCAAUUUGACUUUGUAGUGCUUAGGUCAGAACUCCUGUGCCUUCAGAUGUUAUAAUGGCAAUGAAUGCUCUUCUGAACACCCAAAACUGUCAUCUGUGAUGGCUGAUAACAGCCAUCUAGACCGCUACCUUAGCGACCUAAUUGAGGGCGCGGUUUUAACGUGGUCAUGAAGGUCGCGGAAAUCGCUGUUCCGCUUGUUUCGCUGGGGCCCGAAGGCCUCAAUGGGCACGUCUUCUAUGGGGUCGCAAAGGCUGCGUUCAAAACUUGGAAAUAGGUCGUCAUAGUCAUUCCUUUAACUUACAGUCUGUUGCGACCCAGAAAACGGUGGCUUCCUGUGAACCGUCAGGACUCUUAUUUAGCAUAAAAGGGAAGGACAUGCUGUAAGUCUAUCGUCCGCCUAUCUGAUACGCUGUAUUAAUCCUCUGGGAGAUCUCAGUGAGCUGUGUGAGGUUGUCCAGUCAACCUACUACUGACUUCCAGAUCACCUUCUACCUUUGUCACUUAUUAAUGGCUUUACGUUACUGAACUUGCAAUAAUAGCAAAGGUGGACGGGCAGCCGUAACGGCAAUGGAAGGAAACACCGGUUAAUUAGACAAUUAUCUUUUAUAAAAAAGCUAUAUGAAUUAUCACGAAGUUUUUAUUUGGUAUUUUUUUCCGGUACCUGAGCUUUGAUGCUCUGUUAAACGUAUUUGAUCAAUAAAAUAUCUGAGGGCGGAUAAACAGUCUCUGUCUAUUAUAUCACAGGUUUUUUCCUGUCUGUCCGUGCAUCAGCUGUACAUAGAUCCUCCGUCACACGACCAGCAGAUACAGGAAGUUCAUUGACGAUUCACCACGUGACAGAAAAAACACGUCAGGGAAUAGAAGACACAGAGUUACGGCUCCUAGAAGACACAGAGUUAUGACACCCAGAUUACAUAUCAGACUAUUAUACAUCAAACCGUUUUUAGCAUAUUUUUGGCGAUCAUUGAGGAAGUUAAAGCUAUGUAGGUAUUUCUAGAGUAAUACAUUAACGCUGUGAAACUGUCACAUAUCCACACAGAGAAUGAAAUAUUGCUCAUAUGGCGUAAUUGGUCGAUGCAUUUGCAUUUAUUCAUUGUAAUGUGUUAGUUUUGAGUGAGUGAGUGAGUGGUUGGGGUUUAACGUCGUACAUAGCAAUUUUUAUGACGACGAAGGAAUCCUUAGAGUACAUGUCAUGUGCCUUCUUGUUGCAGGACGGAUUUCCACCGCUUUUUUUUUCUAGUGCUGCUUCAAUGAGACGCCUUACUGGAGGCAAGUAUGCCGCCCCGCCCGAGCUAUUACACUGAUACGGAUCAUCCAGUCGUUGCACUAUCCCUUUCAUGCUGAACGCCAAGCGAGGAAGUUACAGCUUUCUCGUUCAAGGCCUUAGGUGUUAGUUAUGAAGAUGAAUAGAUAAAUACACGCAUUUAAUUUAUUUGCACUGUUUAAAGGAAAUUUAGCCUAUCUGUAAUGAAAGUGUAAAUUGUGUUUCCCCAUCUUUGGUCAACACUCCUAUCCGGCACUGUUUUUGUGUGAACCUUACAAAUGUUCGCUAAAAUUCUUACAUCUUGGUUGGACCGCAUAGACUUCACUUUAUUGAUGGAUUGCUAAGUGUCACCUUUGUGCUCUCAUAGAAAACCGAAAAAACCCCAUCCCUACAUGCGUAAUGGCGGGGAUGAGAAAGCUUCAUAGGGUGAUAGGGUAAAUUAUUUGACCAAUAUAGUGGUAAUUAACCUGAGACAUACGAUCUCUGUGCCUUUCUCUUUU